AUGUCACAGCCGGUUCGCUUUCGCAUUGAGCCAACAACUGUGGGAGAUGGCCGCUUGCUGCGGUUUCUCACUGAGCAACACCCCCCGCAGCCUUCCUGGGAGGCCCCUCCUAUGAGGCCCCUCCCGGAGCAGCAGCAGCAUUUACAGCAACUGAAGCACAGCCCAGCUGCUCGCGAAGUUUCUGAAGGUACGGCUGGCUCUGUCGGGACAGGUUGUGUCGCUGCACCGGCUGCCUCAGGGGUUACUACAAAAAGUACUUCCGCGGCAGUGGUGAAGGCAACAACAGGAGCGGCUUCCGAAUCUGGCAGUAACGAGGAGAGGAACAAUUUGCGAGAAUGGCUGGCGCAAUCCGCAGCUGAAGACCUCGUCGCCCCCCCGCUUGACUUGCUGCAGAAGAGCGGUGCAUUCCUUAUGUCGGUUGACGAGCAGCAGCAACAGCAACAGCAGGAGCAAAGCCUUUUGCUGCGGAACGAGGCGGUAUGGGCCGAAGCCAUUCAAAAGAGAGACAGAGCAGCGCAGCGUCUCGCUGCAGGUGGGAUGGCAAUCGAUAUGCUCCUAGGUUCUAUAAAUGCAGCACCAGGAGAGCGCUUUCUCACGCUGCUGCCUGCUGUAGAUCAACCUCAGCAACCGGAUCAGCAGGAGCGGCAGGAGCAGGAGCAGCAGCAACAGCUUCUCAUAGGACUGCAGCAGCGCUACGAGCGAGCCGCCAAGCUCCACGUCGCGAUUGCUGAUUGCAGAGGCAGCUUUACGGGCCGCCAGGGAGCAUGUGCGUCUGAGCAGUGGCUGCUGCUCCUCCAAUUGUUGCAGCAGCAGCAGUGGGAGACAGUUAAGAAGCAAUACCAGCCUUUAGAGUUCGAGUUGGGCGACGGCAACUACCCGUACCGGGCCGAGGUGUACAUACACCUGAUUCAUGUCGCAUCCACCUGCUGGGGUGGCAACGCCGACCUAAGAUCACGCUUGCCGCUUCCCCCCCCGCCUCCCUUUCAGGAGCAUUUUGCGCUGCUGUCCGCUACAGAGCCUCUGGAUGAGAAGCUCCGGAACCAUAAAGACCAGGCAGAGCAGCUGCACUUGCAACUUGAGUUUCCUUCACCGAUAGGUCCUCUCGUUGAGUCCAAGUCUCUUUUACAUUGCAGUGUCUCGCUGCUUCUGCCGUUGCCGGAUACAGAGGUGCGCAGCGUGCAACAGCAGAAUGGCUGUUGCUGCUGCUGCGCCCUCAAGGGAAGUCAUGCUGCAGCUGGGUGCGGAGCACCUACUUUGGCAAGGCGGGAGGCUCAGGCUGCAGCUGCCGAUGCGGGAGCUUCGCCUUCGCUUUCACCGCAUGGAUCCACCUGUUUGCCCCCGCUUCCUGAGUUGCGGCCCCUUCUGCGAGCAGAUGGCGCCAGCAGCAGCGGCGAGAGCGCUGUAAUUGACGCAGCGGCAGAAGUCUAUCAGCACCUAGAGGCAGCGCAGUGGGUGCUGGCAGAUCUGGCAGCUGCGCAUGUUCUCAUCUCGCAGCUGCUGCUGCAGGAAGGAGGCGUUGCACUUGCCUGUCGGCACCGCGCCAGCAGAGAAAACAGCAGCAGCUGGUGCGGGAUUCAAUGCGCGAGUCAGUGCCUCUCCGUUGAGGCACUUCAAAUUGCCGGUGAUCGCGUCGACCUCCUCAUACGGAAUGUUCCUGUGUAUCGGAAAGGGGGCCUGGCACCCGAGUGCGACCACACACAUGAUCUUGCGCUGUCUCUUGCUUAUGUUGCCUCUGGCCCCCCUAGCAGCGACGCCACCAACUCUACCACCUGCAGCAGCAACUCUCUGUGCAACCGUUGCUGCAGCUUCAGCGGCCUAUUGCUGCGGCAGUUCGAGCGCGUUGUUGUGCUUUCGCUACGGCAGCUAUUCCUUGACGCGUGGGCAGCAGAGGCAUUUGAUGCACCCGCUGCAGCCGCUGACUCUAAUCUGAUUUCGCCGCCGGUGCUGUUGCUGCAGCAGCAAUUAAGACACAAAUUUCGGCUGCCUUCACCUCAGCAGUGCGAGCAGCAGAAGCAGCACCUGCCGGCGCUUAAAGGCAUGCACUUGCUGCGCAAUUUCCUCAAUUGGCUAUUGACAGCCGUAGACCAACUGAUGCUGCCCCCCACACGGCCGCAGGCAUUCUUAGAAAAGAGCACCUCCUCUUGCAAGCCACAAGAUGGCUGGAACAUAGCAAGCCGAAAAAUCGCGAAGUGCGGCACAAAAACAACAGCAGAACACCCAUCAGAGAGAAUCGCAGAAAGCUUGGACGGCAAAACAAUUCUACUAGAGCCGGGGAGCGACUGGCUCCCCUGUCACUGCGCAGGCGGAAGGCCAGCUGUUGUUACUGCUGCUGUUGUUGCUGGCCUACGUUCGCUGAUUCUGAGUAUUGCUGCCAUUGUUCCGAACCAAUGUGGUCUGCAGCUGAAAUGCUGCUCAACUCGUCGUGCUGCUCCUUCUCCAAUUGCUUCUUUUGAUGGCUGCUACGUUGCUGAGUCUGUUGAACCUUGUGGGUGGCGUCCUGCUCUACUUUCCGCUGCUUCUGGACGAUUAGCCGUCAAAGCCAUCACAGAAGCUUGUGCUGCUUCUUUUGCUCUAGCAGCCACUGCACCGGAAGCAACAAUGGCGGCCGUAGGAGAUUCACCGUGCAGAAAAGCGGCAGUCGGCGGGAGUGUCAGCAACCGGAAUGACAAAUCUGAGAUCCCAAACUACGCAGCUGCGGGAAAAAGCAGUUCAGCGAGGGAUUUAAUAGAGGCAUUCUGCCCAGGCAGCAGUCAGCACCAGCGCACCAGGUGUAAUAGUUCGUUCCACAUUGGCGGCCAAAAGCACAAGAAGAGGCUUUCUGCGGGUGGACUCCACCAGCUCCAGCUGGUUUCCUUCGCUGUCGCUGCUGCUACUGCUCCUUAG
This is a messenger RNA of Cyclospora cayetanensis, 2883 nucleotides long. RefSeq lists its product as uncharacterized. Lineage: Eukaryota; Apicomplexa; Conoidasida; Eucoccidiorida; Eimeriidae. The transcript is spliced from 4 exons. The coding region runs from base 1 to 2883 and encodes 960 amino acids. The record is from RefSeq and is a predicted model, not a curated record.